AGAACGGACCCCACGGCGGAGGCCUGGGCUGGCACUGUCCUGUCCCCCUGCUCCCCACCCCAGCUGGCGGCCUCUCCAGCAGGAGCCUCCGGGUCCCUACUGUGACGUCCUCAUCCUGCUGGGAUGACACCACCAGCAAGGACAACUCCUGGGGCCCCUGCUGCUGACAGCCUGGGACGGACACCUUUCCCGGGAAGACGAAAGAACCAGGGACGACCCUCCCAGAAACCCACCCACCUCGGCUUGCAAGGGGCCUGAGUGGCCUCAGGCCGGGUCUGCAGCCAAGCCCAGCCCCACAGCGUGCUCGGAAGCCCGGCUGUCCGGAAGCCAGGGACGAGGCCUCACUGCACCCUCAGCGAGCCACAGUUUUCACAGUGGGACCCACUCCAAGGUGGGGAAUCCAACAGAAGACCUCAUUUCCCUGUUCACAGGUGGACACGGUGCUCUGGCCACCGUGACAGGGCAUUUCAGCCACGGGACUGGGAGACACAGACCCUCCUGCAAUGAACAGCCCCCAGCAAAACCAGUGCCUGGGGGUGGCGGGCCCUGCCCACCCCCAGGCACCUGCCUGGCUCGCUCAUUUCCUGAUGUUCAUCACACGGCGGGAAUCCACCUAGACCAGUCUCUUCACAGCUGUGGUAAGACAGGCCUGCCACUCACCUGCCUUCCGCUCCAAGGGCCCAGCACCCCGAGAUCCUGAUGCCAGGGCUGGCCUCGGGGAUGAACUGCCCCUCUGGGGCACAGACUGGCACACUGCCGGCCCAGGGCUUGACGGGGACCACCGUGCACCCCCAGAACACCCUGGACUGCCUGGAGUUGCAGAGCCAACCGCCCCCGGCGGAACAGGGAAGUCUGAGGUCCCAGCCUCCACCCUCCGAUCAAUCCAUCGAAUGUCAGCUUUCACCUGACUCAGCUUCCAGCAACAGUGCUGCGGCUGGGAGAACCUCUGCUGGAGGCAGGCUGGCCUCUCUGCCUGCCCACGGAGGCUUCCCUCCUGACCCCAGCCUGGGCAGAUGGGCAGGGGCUGGCCCACACUCAGGGAGGCUGGACCUGUCCUGGAUGGGGCUGCAGAGUUGGGGCGAGCACCCAGGGCCUCCACUCCUACUUGACAUCUUGUCUGGGCUUAAGGAAGUUGGCCUUUUGGGACCCCUUCUUCCUGCUGCUCUGGGCCCGCCUCCCUGCACCCCACAGCUGAAGCCUCAACUCCACCGGGACCAGCCCAGCAUGAGGAGCGCAGGCACCGCCACAGGCGCCCAUUCGUCCACUCGUCCACCAGCACGUCCAGUGCUAAGCGAGUCUGAGGUCCCUGUCCUCAUGGAGCUGACCCUCUAGGGGCAUGAGAAACAAGGGCAAGGUGGACAGACCACAGGGAUGUGGCUGCAGCAGGGAAGGAGAAGCUGGAGUGGAGGGCAGGGAGGGGCUCAGGGACACCUGGACUCCACCAGAGCCG
Messenger RNA from Molossus molossus (Pallas's mastiff bat), 1450 nucleotides. RefSeq lists its product as uncharacterized. The transcript has 4 exons. The record is from RefSeq and is a predicted model, not a curated record. Bases 700 to 1332 code for a protein of 210 amino acids. NCBI's taxonomy places the organism in Eukaryota, Metazoa, Chordata, Mammalia, Chiroptera, Molossidae.